Messenger RNA from Paramuricea clavata, 1695 nucleotides. The record is from the annotation of a GenBank genome assembly. NCBI's taxonomy places the organism in Eukaryota, Metazoa, Cnidaria, Anthozoa, Malacalcyonacea, Plexauridae.
AUGGAUACAGAUCUGCUAGAAUGUAAGAAGAAAGCGAUGGAAUUCCUUAAAUCGGAAAACCCGCCAUGCUAUGUGAACGGCAGAAAGAAAGGCUAUAUACAAGUUAUGAAAGAUCUGUGGGACAAGAAAGGAUACGAACAUCUUGGAUUGAAGAGCCAAAACCUGCGAGAUCAAGCCGCUAGGCUUGAGAAAAUUAACGCUACAGCUGAGACUCGUGCUAUCGGUAAGGUAAGCGGCGGAGCGGUUAUCGAUGACGAAAGAGAGCAGACAUUUAUUUAUUUAUUUAUUAUCUUUACAACCAUACAUAAAAUAGACUAAAAAACUACAUAAUAUGGUUGAAGGUAUGGUCAACAGGAUGAAAACAGGUCACAGGAUACAGGUCACAUUAGAUGAAAACCAGAGAAGGCACAACACGAUUUCACAACAUGAAUUUAACAAUUUUGAAAAUCAAAACACCAUUAGUCAAAAUGCAAAUUUGGAGGUAAACAGCAAUCUGGAUUUGCAUACAGACAAUGAUAUUGUCCAAAACAGUCACGAACGGCAAGAAACCGAAGCUGUAAAGGGCUUUGAAGUGACCAAUGACUGUCCUGGUGAACCACACGCCGGCAGCCGCAUACAUGAAGCAGGACGUCUACCCAACUAUGUUGCUGUUGAUAUACCAUCGAUUACCAUCUGGGGACGCAGAGCGGACGGCUCAAUAAUUGCGGUCAACUCGUCAACCAUAAUUAAUGCGUACGAUGAAAUUACGCGAUGGCGUAAAAAUACUUUUCUCGUCCCGUAUGGCAAAGUUGGGCGAGACUUUAGUGAGCUUAAGCAAGUGACGUUUUUGACAACACGGACGUCGACCGGAAGUAAAGUUGACGUUUUUCACCAAUAACAGCCCUUGACCCAGUCUCCUGACGUUACUCAUGCCGUACGUGUUGUCAAAAACGUCACUUGCUUAAGCUCACUUUUAUCGACCAGCUAACACAACAUAUAAACGAUUGGAACAACGCAUCGCAAACACAACACAUAGCGCUGAAAGCUGCAAUUGUUCUCUUGGCAACGGCACUGCAAAAGCCAAGCGUAAAAUCGAAGGCAAAAGAUCACAAAGAGUGCUUGGAAAAACGACUAGCGCUAUGGAAAGAAGGAGAAGUCGAGAGCUUACUUCGUGAAGGCCGGUCCAUUCAAAAGCGUGUAGCAAAGGCUAAAAGGACGGAGCCUCCAAAUAAAGCGAAGAUAUUCGCCAAGUUGGUCAUGGAAGGUCAGAUCAAUUCUGCUUUGAGAUAUCUCAGUGAGGCUGAUUGUGAUGUAGUGUUGCCUUUGACUGACAACGUGAUGAGACAGCUUCAGGAGAAACACCCUAAAGCACAAGAGGCCAAACUUGGCUCGUUACUCUUCGGGCCAUUUGAGGAAGUGCACGGCCCUUCAGGAGCGGAUGCAAAUGGACUCAAGCGUAUUUUCGCAUGUAAAUCGUUUAAGAAAUCAGGCGUAAACUUUUGUGAGGCAGUAGCAACAAUGACCCGGCGGAUAUGUACGGAAUACAUUGACCCGAGUACUAUCGAGCCUAUAUUAGCCAACAGGCUUAUACCUCUUGACAAAGGCGAGGGCGCGGUUCGUCCAAUUGGCGUCGGGGAAGUUAUCAGGAGGAUUGUCGGGAAAUGUGUUAUGAAAGUGAUUAAGCCCGAUGUGAUUGAUGCCAGUGGAUCGCUACAG